AUGCCAAGCGAAGCCAGCGGCGACCAGUAUCAGCAUGUCGUGGUGCACGGGUUGCCCUAUGACCGCGGUUUCUCGCAUGGACAGCAGGUCAAGGAUAAGAUUCUGCGGAAUAUUACUUAUUAUAAACGGCCAGGGAAUCUUAUCGCAUGGCCCACUGCGCUGAGGAUUAUUCGGGAAUGCUAUAUUCCAGGUUUGGAAAAGUAUUGGUUAUCGGGGCUGGCAGAAAUGCGUGGCGUCGCCGACGGUGCAGGAGUGGACCUGGAAGAUAUAAUCUUAUUGAAUGCUCGAUAUGACCUCUCACACAUUACCAAUCCUUCUACAACCUGCGAGGAUAGCUCUCGAAGUCUUCAUAAAUUGGCCUCCGAAAACGAGGAUGGGCCACACUACCUCUCGUAUCCGCGAGCGUCUUCUGAAUGUACCAGCGCGAUUAUUCUAUCCGAAGCGACCGGCGAUGGGGAAGUAUACACGGCUCAAAAUUGGGAUAUGUCAGAUCGGCUCUUCAAGGAAGAUGGGAUCAUCUACCUGGAGGUUCAUCCGCACCCUUCAGAGAAUCUACCUUCCUUAUUCCUCGUAACCGAGGCAGGCCAGCUGUGUCGAUCAGGAAUGAAUUCGGACGGGCUCGGAUUGUGUGCCAAUUCACUGUGCAGCUCGAUUGAUGCACUGCCAUCCUCGCUUGACAGCAGUGUGGGGAAAGGGGAAAUGCCGGCCAUUCCUCCAUCCUCAGCUCUACGACGACUAUUCCUAGAAAGCCCUAGCUAUGCCGAUGGCCUCAAACGGGUCGCCAGAACACCCCGUCAUGUUUCCUGCAAUCUGAUGCUAACCACCGCAGACAAUAUGGGAAUCUGUUUAGAAAUCACCCCACGCAGGAUUUUCAGAAUAUCCGGGUCGGCCGGCUCCGACACGCCGUAUAUAAUCCAUAGCAACCAUUUUCAAACGCAGGCAUUCUUGUGUCAGUCCGAGAUCCAGGAUAGCUUGGCGGGAGGCAGUUCGUGGUAUCGUGCGGAUCGGCUGGAAGUCGGCAUCCGAAGAAAAGCGCUCAUCGGGUUUCUUACACAGUCCGACAUUAUGAACGCGUUCAAGGACCACGCUGGAUAUCCUCACAGUCUGUGUGAGCAUUCCGCACGGAAGGCAACCGAGGGCCCGUUUGUGCAGCCCGGCCACCCGAAUCCGUACGCUGGUUCGACAUGCACGGUCAGCUGUGUCAUCUAUAACCUCACCAAGAAGUCGAUCACAGUCUGUAAGGGGCCUCCAUGCAGGGGGAGCUUUCAAGAGUUUACCCUCAAGCGGGCCUUUGAGUCGAGGCGAUAA
This is a messenger RNA of Aspergillus bombycis, 1308 nucleotides long. RefSeq lists its product as uncharacterized. The record is from RefSeq and is a predicted model, not a curated record. The transcript has 2 exons. The coding region runs from base 1 to 1308 and encodes 435 amino acids. NCBI's taxonomy places the organism in Eukaryota, Fungi, Ascomycota, Eurotiomycetes, Eurotiales, Aspergillaceae.